Alternaria ventricosa is the source of this 3348-nucleotide messenger RNA. RefSeq lists its product as uncharacterized. Gene Ontology annotation, molecular function: metallopeptidase activity. The record is from RefSeq and is a predicted model, not a curated record. The coding region runs from base 1 to 3348 and encodes 1115 amino acids. Lineage: Eukaryota; Fungi; Ascomycota; Dothideomycetes; Pleosporales; Pleosporaceae. The transcript has 8 exons.
AUGGCUAUCAUUCCACUGAACAGCGUAGUCUUCACGCUCUUCUUGAUCCUUUCUCUAAUCGCCGGGACUGCUGCUCAAAGCUCGGCUCAGGCUGCUACCAAUACUUCACCAAGCGCAUCACAGGCUUCUGUGCAGGCUUCCUCUCAGGCUUCGCAGGCUGCCUCUCAGACUUCACUGGUCACAUCCCAGACCUCUCAGGCUACUUCUCAGUCUUCUCAGGUCGCCUCUCAGACCUCUCAAGCUAUCUCUCAGGCCGCGUCACCAAGCAUUACUCCGACAAGUUCACAAGCUGCCUCUGCGGCGCCCAUUGUAGUCCCUAACGUCGACGCGGACAAGAACUUCGUGAUCGGCGAUACUUGUGAUGUCGAUCAAAAAAGCAUCAUCAAAACCGCCUUUGUCGGGACUGGCACGUUGGCCUUCUAUGGAAUGCUGGAUUGGUCAAAUGCCAAUCUUGGACAAGACCCACCCUUCGUGGAGAAUCUUGGUACCAGCGCUAUUCAGAAUGCUAGCACAGUCGAGAGCGUGUUUAAGGACUAUUCAAGCGCAACCGUGAGUGCUGCUUGGAAGAUCAAUGCGGUUUGCGACAUCAAGAACGAGACAGCGGCAUGUCAAAGUAAACACGUGUAUGGCGGCAUAGGCAGCGAAGGCCCCCGGGUGGACCUCAAACCUAAUCUCUACUUUUGUUGGGAGUACUUCCGAUUCCCUCCUCUGAACGAGGCAGUACAGAUGGGCCUGAGCGAUUCAGUCGACUGGACGCGCCGUUUCAAUAUGGGCUCAUAUCAUGAGAACCAAGCUUCCGCACUCUUGCGAGCUUUGCUCUACUAUCUCCCACAACGAGAGGGCUGGAACCGGCAUAUCUCUAACCUUAAGCUCCUAGCUCAGUUGGCCGAUAGUGAAACAUGGAGCAUUCUUAAUGCCGAUAACUAUGCUCUUUUUGCGUUGCAGAAGUACGUUUCUCAUCAACUUGGGGAAUCUAACAGUCUUGGAACAUCCAACUUUCCAUGGCUUCCUCGUCUCGAAGAUGGUCCGAAUCCCAUCAUUAAGCCUUUUGUUUCGGGAGAUAUCGAGACCUUCCAGGUGACUCCGGAAUUUAGCGCAGAGAGUGAUUCCCAGUGGUAUUACGACGUCGAGCGAUACCAGAAGACAGACAUUUUGGACUUCAAGGACCAACUUCCAAAAGAAUCUCAGGCUGAUCUAGAGAAUGCGCCCUGGUCCUUUGGCGCCACCACAUCCGGUUUUAAAGCACUUCGUGACAAGUUCCUGAAGGUGUUCAACGAAGCAAAACAGCACGGCAUGUCCAACCUGGGUGCAUCAAAAGAAUACACAUGUUAUCGUGAAGAUAAAACCGCGUUCCCGGACGCCAUAGCCUUUACAUUUGACGAAGUGCAGAGUGAAUUGGACAACUUCUGCAAGAACAAAGUCAACGACUACAUGCUCGCUGGCAAGCCUCUACAUCCGCGCAUCUUCCAAAUCGAUAAGGAAGUCGAGUUGUAUACACAACUCCCGGAUGGUACAAAGGAUCUGUCCUACUACGUCGCCCCAGGCCCUGAUAGCUUCAUGACAGGGAAGAACCUAUCUGUAUAUUUCGAAGGAAUACAAUCUGACGAGAAAGCUUCGCAUUGCAUAGCAACAUACAACGACCUCAUUACACAUUGCGAUGGAGCAGACAGUGACGACAAAUAUGGUGGUUAUCUCAAAAUCUACGACAUGUGCCCUGCCAUUCUACAACUAUUCAUCUCCUACCGCUCGUCCUACAGCAUGUUCAACGCCAUCAAGAAAGUCCGUUCGUUGGCCACGUCAGUGUUUAGACCGAAUGGUCUAACCCUCACGAUCUUCUUGAUCCUCUCUCUCAUAGCGGAUGGCGCCGCGCAAAGUUCUUCGCAGGUAGCCUCUGCAGUUUCCCAGACUGCCUCGGUGACUUCUCAGGUAGUCUCCGCUGCUUCUCAGGCUAGCCAACAAGCGUCCUCUCAAGCAGAUUCACAAUCACCUUCCCAGACUCUCGCACAAACAGGCCCUCAGCCCGCGGUAUCAGCGCUGCCAUCAACUGCCGGGUCCAUAAUCUCCAUUGAUGAUUCAUGCAAGGCUGAGCAUCGAGACAUGCUUGACAACGAUUUGAAAGAUGUUAUGGACAUGGCCAACGUGACAGCCAAAAGCCAAACAGCCUACACGGACAACCCAAACUUUUGGCUGUUCUUUGGCAAAAGUUCAGUCGAACACAUUCCGGUCAUCAAGAGUGCUUUUCCAGGCGUGCUGCAACUUUCAGAGCCAAUUUCGGUGACGUGCAACUUCGACGGCUCAGCUCCGUGUGCCGACCGCACGAACUUUCCCGGCAUUGCCAAGACGCAAGCGGACAACUAUGCUCUUUUUGCCCUAUCCAACUAUGUAUCGCAGGCUAUCGGCGGCACGGUUCCUUACUUCCCUAGAAUUGAUGAUGAUCCAUCUUACGGCAAAAUGGUCGUUCCUUUCAAUGACGAAGAAUCUGCCCAAAUUCAAGUAAAAGGCUGGUUCCACUGGCGCGGACUUUCCCAGCCGAACUACGACCCUUCUCUACUACAACCCGAUAAAGCUGAAUUCGAUAUCGGGACUGAGCUUGACGAAGAACGAAAGGCCGAUAUACUAAGCGCCCCGUAUUACAGAGAACUCCCAGAUGAGUCCAUAAGGGGCAAAGAGGACUCAUGGAUCGGUACCUUUGUAGACGCCCACAAAGACCAACUACUCAAUACGGAUGCAACGUCCGACCGUACUUGCUUCGGUGAAAGCCAUGCCCAGUACCCAAAUGCGAAAGAAUUCGACGGAGAGGAGGCAGUUGGCUUUUCCCAACAGUUCUGUGAAGACAUCAUCAAGUCUUGGGACCCAAGAACCCCAAUUCCACCAUCUGUGCGCGAUACCGCGGAUUUCCGUAACGCAAGUAGGGCGUACAAACUUACAAAAACAAACGCUGACUCGCAUGUUGGAUUCUUUGCGUGCGAUACCGAUCCCACCAAAAGACGUGGCGGCGUGCUCAAGCUCAACGACCGCCUCUACGGCGUCUACGUCACACCGGAUGAGCGAGAGGAUAAACUUCCCUGGCUCACAGAUUACACUGCUCUCGGUGAUCUCAAGUGUGCGAAUUACAAUGACACUAGCAACUGGCAUAUAAAAACAUCCAUUGAAGGUACAUCAAAGACAGAGUCGCCUGUUGAUAUCACCGAUAGGGAAAAACUGGGUGACAUCUGCUCAUGUUGGUACUCUGCUUUUCCGUUCACCUUCGAUCUGUUUUGUAAAGGUUCCGCAUCAAAGUGUGAGGAUUUGGCGAAGGACGACAAGAGGAAAGCGGCGCUUUGGGACGAUUUUGCCUGUUCAUUGUAA